AGGGCUUCCGUGCUCUGGGCAGCUGCGCGGCAGGCAGGCAUUCGAGCGGUAUAGCCUUGGCUCAGCCUAGCGGUGCCGCGACGAGAAACGCUUCGCCCGUCACCAGGGUCCAUGAAACCUUCCCCGGCAGAAAAGAGGCGACCCGAUCCUAAGACGGGAACCGUCGCUGGAUCGAAGCGCCCCCUUACAAUAAAGAGGCGGCAAGACUAGGGCAAGUGUCCCUCCCUCCCCUCGAAGAUCCCACCUUCACAAGCCCGCCUGGCCCGCCUCUCAGCCCUUCCUAAGCAGCAGAUCUCCAGAGCAGCUGCGCGGGACCGAGAAGGAUUUUUGCCACCAUGAAGAUCUGGCUGAUCCUCCUAGGCCUGGCCGCAACUCUGAUACCAAGCUUCUCACAGGAGGUGCCAACAAAGAGCAUAAGAGAAGCUGAGAAUGACAGACCUGAGCCAACUCAGACCACAAACAAUGGCGGAUGGAAUUGGCGCUGGAAUAUCUUCGGACAGGGGAUUCCGGUUGAGAAUGAAGAUGAUGCUACAGUGAAGCUGGAAGAAGGAGGCGAGAGAGAAAACGAAGGGAGCCAUGAGCAAAAGGAAGCUACUCAUUUGGAAGUUGCAUCUAACAAAAGAGAUGGGGGAGCAGAGGGCAAUGAAUGUAAACAGUCAAGAGUCUCUGAGGUUGGUGUCAAGGAAUGUCUGGAUGACCCAGAGAUGCCUGCUGGGACCACAAACACAACAGAGCCAGCCACAAGAAUACCAACAACAGCAGAGGCAACGGCAAGUACCCCUUGCACAUCCAAGCAGUGCCAGCCACGCAUUAAUCCAUGGGCCACGUGCGCUCGUGCCACUACAGAGGAUGAAAAGAAGUUGUUUGAGGCUCUAACUGAAUUUUCUGUGGAGUUCUAUAAAGCAGCAAUCCUACAUGAGAAGCCUGGCUCUAACUUGAUCUUUUCGCCCUUCAGUGUCGCAGUGAUGCUCUCCAAUCUAUUGCUGGGCACCUGCAAUCAAACCAAGGACCGUCUUGAGAGGCUGCUCUUUUAUCCUGAAGGAUUCACAUGUGUCCAUAGAGCACUAGAGAGUCUCCAGAAAUCAGAGGCCUUGACCUCCGCCAAUGCAAUGUUUUUCCAACCAGCUCUCCCCUUGGAAAAUGAUUUCCGCAACCUGACAAGGAUGUUCUAUAAAACCAAACUGGCUCACCUUACUAAUAACAGCAACCAGGAUGUGGCGGACAUCAACAGUUGGGUGAGCCAAAGUACUAACAAGAAGAUCAAGAAGAUUGUGAAUGAGCUGGAUUCUGAUGCCAAGAUGAUACUCCUUAAUGCUGUCUACUUCUACUCCAAGUGGAAGGAAAUGUUUCUAGCGAAAGACACAAAGAAGGCAAAAUUCUACCGCCCAGGCUUAGCUCCCAUCAACGUUCAAAUGAUGAUGAGUAAGAAAUACCCAAUGGCCUCCUUCAUUGACCACAGCCUGCAGGCUAAGGUUGGCCGACUGCAGCUGUCUAACAACAUGAGCCUGGUCAUCAUCAUGCCCCGCUCCAUAACUCAAAAUCUCACUGAGGUGGAGGAGCGCCUCAGUGCAGUUGUCUUCAAGUCAGUGAUGGCCAAGCUGGAGAGCACCCAUUUCAAGCCUACCGUGGUCUACCUACCCAGAUUCAAGGCGGACACUUCCCAGAACCUCAUGAACAUAAUUGGGGAGAUGGAUUUUGGCUUUUUCUAUGAUGCCGAUCUGUGUGAGAUCUCCACGGAUAAAGAAUUGGCCGUGUCCAGUGCUCACCACAGGGCUGUGCUGGAAAUCAGCGAGGAAGGAGUGGAAGCAGCGGCUGCCACAGUUGUCUCCCUAGCACGCACAGCCAAUAUUUUUGAAGUGUCUCAGCCCUUCCUUGUUGCAGUGAUGAGGGAUAAUGGGUUCCCAGUCUUCAUGGGGCGCAUCAACAACCCACAGGCAGCAUAACGUUCUCCUCCUUGCUCCUGUCAGCUUCUGCCAGACACCCACAGUAUUGCCCCUAGUUCAGCCUUCACUGUUUACACAUGAAGCCUUGUGCAAUUGGCUGUAACAUGUUCCUUUGGUAUUUCCUCCCAUUUUAUUCUUUUGCGUUAUAAUUUUAUCCUCCCAUUCCUAUGCCUUUUUUAAAAAAAGCUGGUUUCCCUCUCCCUUGUCAUUUUUCUGUGAUUUUUGUUUUGUUUUGUUUUGUUUUUGUCCUUCCUUUGCAUCACUGAACAAUCCACCUGUUCCCAUUUAUGUAGCAGGCUGGAAAAGAGGUCACCUCUGUCAAGAGGUUCUCCUUCUCCUUCUCCUCCUUUUCCCCAUGUAACCACUGCAACAAACCAUUCAGCCUCUUCCAUUUCGCCUUCAUAAGGAAUAAAGCGAAACUAUAUUGGCUCA
Podarcis muralis (Common wall lizard) is the source of this 2375-nucleotide messenger RNA. The record is from RefSeq and is a predicted model, not a curated record. Lineage: Eukaryota; Metazoa; Chordata; Lepidosauria; Squamata; Lacertidae.